Messenger RNA from Mauremys reevesii (Reeves's turtle), 2941 nucleotides. Its product is annotated as zinc finger protein 436-like. Bases 243 to 2894 code for a protein of 883 amino acids. The transcript is spliced from 5 exons. Gene Ontology annotation, biological process: regulation of transcription by RNA polymerase II. NCBI's taxonomy places the organism in Eukaryota, Metazoa, Chordata, Testudines, Geoemydidae. The record is from RefSeq and is a predicted model, not a curated record. Gene Ontology annotation, molecular function: RNA polymerase II cis-regulatory region sequence-specific DNA binding; DNA-binding transcription factor activity, RNA polymerase II-specific.
GUGUAUGUUCCUAGUAGACAUGGGCACAGCUAAAUACCUCAUAAGAAAAGAGCCCUGAACCUUGGGGCACCUGGGGAGCUGACCCCAGGAUUUUACUGCUUUAGAAUGGGCUGUGGUUAAAAUAACAAUUUUUUUGUGUGUGACAAAAGUCCCACAAAUUCACCUGAUCUCACUUGUUUUCCACGGAUCUCCAGGACUCAGAGGAAAGAAAGCUCUUGAUAGGCAGCUAUACAGGUGAUGAGAUGGUGAGAGAGAUCAUGGAGCAGAAUCCUCAGCAGGAAGAUGAUGAAGUGGAACCACAAGGGUCUUUAUUGCAAAGAUGCAAAGGGAGUGUGUCCAGGACUUGUGAGCAGGGAAAAGCCUGUGAGAGUCAGCACAGGCCAGAGAAACAACAGGAAAAUCAGCCAAUGCAAAAAGCUGGUAAAUCUGUUAAUGAUCAGGGAACUCACAAAGGCCACAAGGAAACCACGGCGCAGCAGAGAAUCCCCAUGGGAGAGAGAAAUAACGCACGUGUUGAGUGUGGGAAAAAGUUCAGUAGGCGCUCGCGUCCUGUUACACAUGAGAGAAUCCAUAAAGGGGAGAAACCCUAUGAAUGUUGUGAGUGCAGGAAAACCUUCACUCGGAGCUCAGCCUUAAUUAACCAUCAGAGGAUCCACACAGGGGAGAAACCCUAUGAAUGCUGUGAGUGCGGGAAAACCUUUGCUUGGAGCUCAGUCCUCAUUAGCCAUCAGAGGAUCCACACAGGGGAGAAACCCUAUGAAUGCCGUGAGUGCGGGAAAACCUUCACUGAGCGCUCGAGCCUCAUUGACCAUCAGCGAAUCCACACAGGGGAGAAACCCUAUGAAUGCUGUGAGUGUGGGAAAACCUUCUCUCAGAGCUCAACCCUUACUAACCAUCAAAGGAUCCACACAGGGGAGAAACCCUAUGAAUGCCGGGAGUGCGGGAAAACCUUCACUCGGAGCUCAGCCUUAAUUAGCCAUCAGAGGAUCCAUACGGGGGAGAAACCCUACGAAUGCAGUGAGUGUGGGAAAACCUUCGCUUGGAGCUCAGUCCUCAUUAACCAUCAGAGGAUCCACACAGGGGAGAAACCCUAUGAAUGCAGUGAGUGCGGGAAAACCUUCACUGAGCGCUCAUCCCUUAUUAAGCAUCAGAGGAUCCACACAGGGGAAAGGCCCUGUGCAUGCUGUGAGUGCGGGAAAACUUUCACUGAGCGCUCAACCCUUAUUAAGCAUCAGAGGAUCCAUACAGGGGAAAGGCCCUAUGAAUGCUGUGAGUGUGGGAAAACCUUCCCUCAGCGCUCAGCCCUUAUUGGCCAUCAGAGGAUCCACACUGGGGACAAACCCUAUGAAUGUUGUGAGUGCAGGAAAACCUUCCUUCAGCACUCACACCUUAUUAGGCAUCAGAAGAUCCACACAGGGGAGAAAUCCUGCAAGAGAGAGAAACGCCAUAAAAACCUUUUGGCCCUCUCCCCUGUGACCGGUGGGGUUGUCACUGGGCAGCAGGUGCAGAGUGGGGGGCUCUUGCUCUUUCAGGGGCCGGUGACCUUCGAGGAGGUGGCUGUGUAUUUCAGCAGGGAAGAGUGGGCUCUGCUGGACCCCGCUCAGAGAGCCCUCUACAGGGAUGUCAUGCAGGAGAACUACGAGAACGUGGCCUCGCUGGAGUUCCCAGUUUCCAAACCCGAUGUCAUCUCCCAGCUGGAACGAGGGGAAGAGCUGUGGGCCCCAGAUCUCCAGGGCUCAGAGGAAAGAGAGAUCCAGAGAGGCAGCUGCAUGGCAGGUGAGGGGAUGGUCAGAGAGACCAUGGAGCAGAAGCCUCAGCAGGAAGAGGAGCAAGUGAAAGCACGUGGGGCAUUGUUGCAAAGAAGCAAAGGGAGUGUGUCCAGGAGUUGUGAGCAGCGCAAAGGCUCUCAGUGGCAGCACAGGCCAGAGAAGCGGCAGGGAAACCAACCAGCGCAGAAAGUUGGAAUAUCUGUUAAUUAUCGGGAAACUCACAAAGGCCUCAAGGAAGCCACGGCCCAGCAGAGAAUCCUGACGGGAGAGAGAAAUAACACGGGCUUUGAGUGUGGGAAAAAGUUCAGGAGGCGCUCACGUCAUCAGAGAAUCCACACCGGAGUGAGACCCUAUGGAUGCUGCGAGUGCGGGAAAACCUUCACUGAGCGCUCAACCCUUAUUCGCCAUCAGAGGAUCCACACAGGGGAGAAACCCCAUGAAUGCUGUGAGUGCGGGAAAACCUUCGCUCAGCGCUCACACCUUAUUUGCCAUCAGAGGAUGCACACAGGGGAGAAACCCUAUGGAUGCUGUGAGUGCGGGAAAACCUUCACUCGGAGCUCAGGCCUUAUUCGCCAUCAGAGGAUCCACACAGGGGAGAAACCCUAUGGAUGCUGCGAGUGCGGGAAAACCUUCACUGAGCGCUCGCACCUUAUUUGCCAUCAGAGAAUCCACAAAGGGCAGCGCCCCUAUGGAUGCUGCGAGUGCGGGAAAACCUUCACUCAGCAUUCAAAUCUCAUUGCACAUCAGAGGAGUCACACAAGGGAGAAACCCUAUAAAUGCUAUGAGUGUGGGAAAACCUUCUCUUGGCACUCAGCCCUUAUAAAACAUUGGAGGAUCCACACAGGUGAGAAACCCUACAAAUGCCAUGAGUGUGGGAAAACCUUCAUUGACAGCUCACACCUUACUUGCCAUCAGAGAAUCCACACAGGGGAGAAACCCUAUGGAUGCUGCGAGUGCGGGAAAACCUUCGCUCGGAAAUCUGGCCUUACUACACAUCAGAGGAUCCACACAGGGGAGAAACCCUAUGAAUGCCGGGAGUGCGGGAAAACCUUCCAUCACAGCUUUUCUCUUAUGUAUCACCAGAGAAGCUGCAAGGGAGAUAAACACCAUGAAAAUCCUGUCUAGGACUCAGAAAAGAUUCCCCCCCCUUUCCCUAAUUCCAAAGUAGUGAA